This is a messenger RNA of Chlamydomonas reinhardtii, 2142 nucleotides long. RefSeq lists its product as uncharacterized. The record is from RefSeq and is a predicted model, not a curated record. Gene Ontology annotation, molecular function: phosphatase activity. The transcript has 5 exons. The coding region runs from base 207 to 1703 and encodes 498 amino acids. Lineage: Eukaryota; Viridiplantae; Chlorophyta; Chlorophyceae; Chlamydomonadales; Chlamydomonadaceae.
CGCGACUGGGACCAACCGUGCCGGAGCUUUGGCGUAGCACGAGACCGUCGCCUUCCCGCGUCGCUGAGUGCCACUUCAAGCAUCACCCAAGCUCAUUCCCUCAACAGCCCCACACACCGCGAGGCUCAGGCUUUCUCUACAUCCACCAUGGCCAGCAGCACCCUGGUCUAGGGCGCCGGCUAGGGCUGCUGCGGACGCCGACGGCUAUGGCGACGGGAACGUUGGCCGGUGUGCCGACCAGCCAGGAUCGCGGCGCCGCCCCCACCGCGGAUCGGCUGUGGUUGUUUGACUUUGACUACACCAUCGUGGACGACAACAGCGACACGUGGAUCCACCGCUGCGCUCCCGGUGGCCAACUGCCGUCUGCCGUACGUGACUCGUACGUGGCGCCCGACUGGAUCGGUUACAUGAACCGUGUGCUGAGUCACCUGGCGGGCGCGACUGAACGUACGAACGGCGGCGGUACGGGCGGCGGCGUGGCGGCUGCUAAGGAUAAGCAGGGUGACGCGGCGGCGGCGGCGUGUGUAUCGCCAGACGCAAUCAGGGCGGAGCUCGAGGGCAUUCCUUGGACCCACGGCAUGAGGAGGCUGCUGGAAGCCAUCCGUGACAGCGGCAGGAGCACCAGCAACAGCAGUAGCAGUAGCAGCAGCGGCGCCGCCGCUAGCCAGGCCAAGGCUGCUACAGCCAAUGGAACCGCUGCUGCUACAGCCGGUGGCCUGGCGGGGGUGAACCACGCCGCCAUCCUGUCUGACGCAAACAGCCUCUUCAUUCCCUGGAUCCUGGAUGGCGGCGGCGGCGGCGGUAGCGGCAGUAGCAGUCAUGGUGACCAGAGCGACGACCUGCAGGCUGCAAACGGCGCUGCUGCUGCUGCUGCUGCCGACGUGGCGGCAGUAGCAGCGGGGGCUGCCGCGGCAGCUCCGCCACAAGGCCAGGGGGCCGGGCGGCUGCCGCCACUGUCGCCCAUGUUUACCGACAUCAUCACCAACCCAGCAGCAGUGGAGGCGGGGGCGGGGGACGCGGCCGGCAACGGCAGCAGCAGCAGCGGCCAGGCAGCAGCAGCAGUUGUAGCAGCGGCAACAGCAGCAGGGGGUGGCGGGGUGAUCCGCGUGUACCCACACCAUGGCAGCGCCCCGCAGUGCGCCGCGCCGCCGCACGCCUGCCGCCGCUGCCACGCCAACCUGUGCAAGCGGGAGGCGAUGCGGCAGCUGCUGCAGCGCCGGGCGGCGGCGGGUUUCACUUACCGCCAGGUGGUGUAUGUUGGCGACGGCCGCAACGACCUGUGCCCCUGCCUGGCGCUGGGCCCGCAUGACGUGGCCAUGCCCCGAGUGGGCUUCGCGCUGCAGAAGCUGCUGGCAGCUGCCGCAGCCACUACUGCUACUGCUACUGCUGCGCCUGCCACUGCGCCGGCAAGAUCAGCUGCGCCGCCGGCUACUGCCACAGGCCCCGGCGGCGGUAAUGAUGACUUCAUCUACGCCGCGGCACCUGCUGCAGCCCCCCUGGCGACGGCGGCGCCGCCGCCGCCAGCGAAGGCGGCGGCGGGGCCGGACCCGGAGCCACUGCUGGCGGCGGUGGUGCCGUGGCGGGACGCAUUCGAGAUUCUGGCGUGGGCCGUGGCGGAUGACCGAAAGGCGGCGGAGGCGGCGGCAGCGAGGGCGGCGGAGGCAGUGGGCCUGGCUGAGAGCGCCGCCGGACUGAAGCUGUGAAGAAAUGAAGCGUUGCGAUUCAUUAUUUUGCCGUGACCAGGGGAGGGAGGCGCCGCGUUUGAUUAUAAAGGCAGACAGACGGCGUGCACAUGUGCCUUAGUAACUGAGCCCGGUGGCGGGCCGUGGGGGUACACUGUCCGUUGCGCACGGGGCUUGCGGAUGCGAUGUAGGCUGUGAGCGUCUUGGGUGAAGGUUUCCGUGUUGGUGCUUUGGUGCUGGUACGCGGGACCGUUGGUGUAUGUACGACGCUGGAUACCUCCGUGCGGGUGAACACAUGAAGUCAUGAACACGAAACACCUAGUUGCCCUGGCGUCCCGGGCUCGCUCAGAGAGUCAGGGAGCUGGCUGGGUUUAUCUGGUAGGACUGCGUGGAGGCUCGGCCGCUCGAAGCGAGGCGCUUAAGGGAGCCCAGACAGCUGUGUUCCUGCCCCCAUCGGUCA